UUCUCAUUCAGUUAUAAGUCAAAACAUUUACUACGAAUAAUUCAACACGAAAUGUGAAUUUGUCACUCUGACUGGAUCACUUAACCGUUAACUGUUAUGACUAAAUUACCAACAUUUUAAGUUUCCUGAGUAGAUUUUUGAUGGAUUCAUACAACAAAAGGUAAUACAAUAUGGCAUCACAGUCUACAACAGAAAACAACGAAAUUAAUUUUUAUCGUCUUGUAGCUCUUUUAAUGGAAGUGCCCCCAGAAGUUAUACGAAAAUAUAUACUGACAAAUAUACUAUCGAAUGGAGAAACGUUUCAGGAGUAUCUCGAAAAAAAUAAGCACAACAUAUUUCAUUUGUAUGAGACUAUGAGCUGCUGUAUGUGUGGACAAAAUGGAAGAAGGAAGUUUUCAAAAAUAUUAUCUAAAGAUCAAUUUAAAAUUCUAUUUAAAUCCAAUCAUGACAAACUGGACAAUUCUCAUACAAAAAGAUCUGGCAAAAGAUUAGUGCAAACAUGUAUUUGUCACUUAAUCCCAAUACAAUGUAUCAAUGUAUCCGUCCUAGAUAUAACUUUAGCCAAUGUCAUAUUAACAAAAUGUGAGAAUAUUCCACAUGAAAGGGGAGUGUAUAAUUGGUUAGAACAGAUCGUUAAAGCGCGAAAUGCACUUUUUCACCUUACAGACUUGCGUUCGAUAGAUGACAAUACGUACAAUUCUUACUGGAACUCUAUAUCUGGUUCCGUUGAAGGAUUAUCAAACCUGGUUGGACAAACAUAUAAUGAAUCAGUGAAAAAUAAAGUAAAUGAAAUAAAGAGAAAGUUUACAAUGUUAGGUAGCGAAUAUAUGGAAGAAAGUUUAUGCCGUGAAUACUGGAGAGAAAAAUGUGUUGUGUUUGAGAAAAAUCACAGAAAAGAUCUUAGUAAAUAUGAAGAAUUGUUGGAGAGUAUUACAGAAGAGAAUCCAAGAUAUGAAUUGCAUCAAACCUGCAGGGACGUAAUGCAGAAGAUAGGUUGCUUAUGUUCAGUGGUAGACGACAUUAUAGUAAAUGUAUGUGGUAAUGCAACUGUUCGAACAGUUAUAGAGAGUACACACUUAAACAACAGUGACACUGGUGGAUCUAAGACAGUUCCGGUAUUUAUGCAAAUUCAGGUACCACCGGACUGGGAUACAGCAAAACUUGUAGAUUCUAUAGAGGUCAUGUGUGAACAGUACACCUCUGAUAUGCCAAUUAAGAUUACAUCUUUUUCGACAGAAGAUGUUGAAAUUUUAGCUACAAUUUGGAAAAUUAUCAUGACAAAGGCUGGUUGUUUACAAAAGGAAAUAAGAAGAUUUAUUCAUGAAUUAGUCACACUGUCUGGUAUCCGAGCUCCAGAUGAGCAACUUGAUAUUAAUAUUAUCAUGGAUGAGGAAGAAACGAAACGUGCUUUUCCGCAAUUUCAUCAACUGUUUCCCGAAGUCCAAGAACCAAUAGCUCAACAAGGAAGAAUGCAGAAUUAUUUUGAAACAAAGGAUCACAACGAACAAAUAGAACCAGAGGAUCCAGAUAGUAAAGAGCCAAUAGGGUUUCUCAAUAAAGACAAAACAAGAAAUCAACAAGAACAAAACAAGUAUACUCUAGAAUCAAGUGAUGACAACGAACAAACAGAAACCGAGGAUUCAGAAAGGGAAAAUUCACAACAUGACCAAGCAUUACCCCAACCUACUAACAAUCAAAGUAGACACGAUGAUUCCUAUGACAAAACCGUAUUCGAUAACAGAACUACUCAAAACAAUAGCUCAAAUCAACUGAAAAUAGAUAGUACAAACAGGCAAAAUACAAACAAUUUUGAAGAAGAAAGAAGUGUUUAUCUGGAUCUAAAGAAAGAGGAGGAAAUUCAUGCUGACAGCAAAACAGAGAAAACUUCAGAAAAGAAGCAAAGCGCCAAGAUAGCUGGAAAUAAGCCAACAUUUACAGCAGAGAUCACAAACACCACUGGAAAGUUAAAUGAAACGGUACAACUGAUUUGUCGUACAGAAAACGUAAAACAGAGAGUUGAGUGGUACUUCAAUGGCCAACUUAUCUAUGACUCCGAUCCAACGUAUUAUCGUGUAGUUAAUCAUACAGAUGGCACUCGCAUUUUAAAAAUUCCAAAGCUACAGGACAGGCACAAUGGUAUAUACAUGUGUGAAGCAUGUAAUGAAUUCGGAGCAACCAACAUGAAAGCCUAUAUAACAGUGUUAGGUAACCCAUUUUCAGGAAAUAAAAGAUCACUGCCAUCUGAGGAUCCCGUUGGUAGACAAAUAUUUCAAAUCGACAGACGAACCGAGUUAUCAGCUCUGCCAGUUAUCAGCAGGGGUGUUUUAAUGCAAGGAAAUAUUAUUCUUUUCCUUUCAAAGAAAAAACUAUUCAAAUACCACAUAUUGGAUUGUAUGCUUAUCUCGGAAAUCGAUCUUCAGAGUGAGUCCCACGAUCUUGCCGUGAUAAAUGAAUCGAUAAUUGCCGUAACUGUGCCAGAAACAAUAAGAAUAGAAUUACAUAAUGUUAUGGAAGGGGGAAACAAUGAUGUAAGAUAUAUAAAUACUGACUUUUGGUGUUAUGCUAUUUCAGUAACCACGAACGAUUAUGUUGUUGUUUGCAUGAACAGUAAAAACAAAGGAUUAAAGUUCAUAAAUAUAAGAGACAAACAAUCUAUUGAACAUAUGCAGAAUAUGAAGGUUCAUAAAGAGGAUGGUCUUUACUAUUCAAGUCCUUACUUAUACUAUACAAAUUAUACAAACAAAUAUAUUGCUUGUUAUAGUGAUGAUCGUCAACUACAUUUCACUUUUGAGGAUAAACCUUUUCCAUUCCCACCAAUUGGAAUGACCAUAAUAGACAAGGACACACUUUACAUUGUUUGUGAAACAGCAGAAUGCAUUUGGCAUGUUAGUAUUUCCAAGAAGCGUCAUAAAGCCGUAGAAUCAGGGUUUGAAGCUGUUGUUAAACCCUGUGUCUUUCUUUAUAGUGACUUUACAAGAAAAUUAUUCAUACUAGAUUACACCAACAAUUUGUUUGUAUAUGAAAAAAUUCAAUCUUAUAAGUGAACUAGUAUACUUAUAAAUUACUUUCAUAAUAUACAAUGUUUUUAUUUUGAUUUAUUAAACGUAGUUCAACUGUAGAGAGCUUAAAAGUA
Molecule: messenger RNA, 3133 nt
Organism: Mytilus californianus (California mussel)
Lineage: Eukaryota; Metazoa; Mollusca; Bivalvia; Mytilida; Mytilidae
Exons: 8
Coding region: 171-3044 (957 amino acids)
Source: RefSeq, a predicted model, not a curated record